ACCUCCCAGUGAGCGCUCCCAGCUGUCCCCCAGUACCACCUCCCAGUGAGCGCUCCCAGCUGUCCCCCAGUACCACAUGCUGUCUGGCUGCUACUGAGGGUUUAACAAUAGCUCAGUCCUACUGCCCCAGAGACCACAGCCGAGCAAAGUAGAGCACAGAUAAGCAGAGAGAGACCAUGUUGGGAUAGGAUCUAGUCUCUUACAAGAUUACUCUGAGACCCAGAGUAGAGCAGAACAGACUAGAACAGAGAAGAGCAGAGUAGAACAGAGUAGAGCAGAACAGACUAGAGAAGAGUAGAAAAGAGAAGAGCAGAGUAGAACAGAACGGACUAGAGAAGAGUAGUACAGAGUAGAACAGAGUAGAGCAGAACAGACUAGAGAAGAGUAGUACAGAGUAGAACAGAGUAGAGCAGAACAGACUAGAGAAGAGUAGAAAAGAGAAGAGCAGAGUAGAACAGGGAAGAGAACAGAGCAGGUUAGAGGACUCUGAAAGUUUAGCCAACUGUCGUUUGGUUGACAACUCAACCCAGGUCAUAAAGAUAUAAACACUCAGAGAAAAUAUAAACCGUCAUCUUAUUUAACAGAUGUUUUAUUUGAAGGUACACACUCUUCUCGUUGGGAUUCUGGUUGUUUUAGCAGGUUCAGCCAGGUGUUCAGAAGAUGAGACGCGUCUGGUUAAAACCUUGUUCACCGGCUAUAACAAGGUGGUCCGCCCUGUCAAUCACUUCAGAGAUCCGGUGGUGGUGACUGUAGGCUUGCAGCUCAUCCAGCUCAUUAGUGUGGAUGAAGUCAAUCAAAUUGUGACCAGUAAUGUGCGGCUGAAACAGAUAUGGGAGGACGUGAAUCUGAAGUGGAACCCUGAUGAUUAUAGUGGAAUUAAGAAGAUCAGAAUCCCUUCCACAGACAUCUGGCGUCCUGACCUUGUGCUCUAUAACAA
This is a messenger RNA of Salvelinus fontinalis (brook trout), 937 nucleotides long. Its product is annotated as acetylcholine receptor subunit alpha-like. Gene Ontology annotation, molecular function: acetylcholine-gated monoatomic cation-selective channel activity; transmembrane signaling receptor activity. The transcript has 4 exons. NCBI's taxonomy places the organism in Eukaryota, Metazoa, Chordata, Actinopteri, Salmoniformes, Salmonidae. Gene Ontology annotation, biological process: monoatomic ion transmembrane transport; signal transduction; regulation of membrane potential. The record is from RefSeq and is a predicted model, not a curated record. Gene Ontology annotation, cellular component: postsynaptic membrane; neuron projection; synapse. The annotation marks the transcript as partial.